Acomys russatus (golden spiny mouse) is the source of this 5050-nucleotide messenger RNA. It is a transcript of the gene C22H4orf50, whose product is annotated as chromosome 22 C4orf50 homolog. The transcript is spliced from 12 exons. The coding region runs from base 770 to 5050 and encodes 1426 amino acids. The record is from RefSeq and is a predicted model, not a curated record. NCBI's taxonomy places the organism in Eukaryota, Metazoa, Chordata, Mammalia, Rodentia, Muridae.
CCUGCUGCUGCCUGCCAUGCCUGCUUCUCCCAUCCUCUGAAUCCCUUCCCCAACCCUGAGCUCCCGGGGACUUGUUUUCUGCUGCCCUGAGGCCAGUUUCACUCCACACUUGAUCCCACAGCUCCUGGGCUAGAACAUGCAUUCUCAGGCGUGGAGUCAGACCUGCCUGUUCCUUCCCAUCUCUAGGGUCUGGACAAGCUCUUCCACCUUCUGAGGCCUCUCAGUUUUACCAUCUCUAAAAUAGUCAUGGUGGUGCCUACCUCACAGGGUCACCAGGACAACUAGACUAGGUAGGUGUGAGAGACCUCUUGGUACGGCAUUGAUUUCUCAUCUUCUCUGCCUGACAGAUUCUAGGUCCUUGGUAAGUGUGUGAUGAACUCAGACAGUGGCAAGGGACCUCACUGGGAGUGAGCCUUGGUUGCUUUGGAGAACCUGUGGCUGGUGGUCCUCCCUGGAAGGCUUCCCUCUCUUCUUUGUGUGCGUUGCUAAGCAUUUAAUUCCAGGUGACUGGUCUGAGCCUCAUUCUAGCUUUGGCGUGUCCUAGCACACCAGCUUGUAAAACGAGAUGCUCAUUCGUAUUGCAUGACGUUUGCAUGGAUGAAACCCGAGCUACCCACUCAUGAAUAAUCCACCUGUCCUUGUUCUCCCCCAAAGGACAUUUUCCUGGGACAAUCCAAAGGCACAGUAGCCACUUCAGAAUUUCCAGAAAGUCCUUGUUGUAGACUCAGCCAGUUUUUAAUUAAGCCUGGGCCAGUGAAAUGUUUCUGGGAUGGAGCCGGCAGCCCAGGGACAGACUGAGAAAAGCUUCAGCUACGUCAUCAGGGCUCCCAGCAGCGACGGCUCCGAUGUGAUAAAUGUGGAUCUGAAGAUCAACACGUGCUGGGUGUUCCGAGAUGUGGAGGAGAGUGACAAGGAGGAGGAGCAGGGGUGCCUCCCAGAAGCAGCUAGCAGCCCGGACUUGGACACAGGGCUGCUCAGGGAGCAGCUGGAAUCCUCAGAGCAGAAGCUGUUGGCAGCUGUGGACAAGUAUGUGAUAUCGGAGUCGGGGCUGAGGAACAGGGUCCAGGAACUGGAGCUGUCAGAGAGGCAGCUUCUCUCAAAGGUGGAACAGCUGAGUGCCCGAGUGGUCCAGGAAAGAAGCGCCUCACUCUACGCCCAGGAGCAGCUGCAAGCACUGCAGGGGCAACUGGUCAGCCGGGUGCAGGAGGCAGAGAGCGCGGCCCGACGGCAGCGGCGGCUGCAGGAACGGCUGCGGCGCAAGGACGAGGCGCUGGCGCGGCAGGCGGCGACCCUGGAGCGUUGCGGGCGGGUGCAGCGCCAUCAGCUAGGUCUGGUGCGGGAGCAGGAACGCGCUCUGCGGAUGCAGGUGCAGCGGCUGGAGCGCGACGUGCGGCGGCUAGGCCGCGCUGCAGGUCUCCUGCUGGCACAGCUGCAAGUCGCGGACCCACUGCCCGGUGCGAGCAGCUCCGGGCCACAGCUUCUAGACGUUUCUCUGGUCGUCCCUGGGGCUGCAGAGCUGAGCGAGCUGAGCGCGCUGAGGGCCAGGGCGGAGCGUGCGGAGAGGGAGCAGACGGAGGCUGCGCGCAGGCUGCGGGAGCACAGCGCCACCGAGCGGCAGCUGCGGGAGCAGCUGGAGGAACUGCGCUGCUGCGUGUAUGGGCUGACGCUAUCGGAGAUAGGCCUGCACAGCCAGGUGGAGGAGCUCGCCCAGGAAAACCGGCGCUUGCGGUCCCAGCUGGGGCAUGGUAGCCCGGCUACCUUGGGCUGUGCACAGAGUGAUUCUCUGCCCCCACCCAGGGGAGAGGCGCUGGAUCCCUGCAGCAGCCAAGGCCACCACUGUGAUGACCGUGGACUUCAGGCCCCAGCAGGCCAGCUUUCAGAAGAGCCCUGCAGCUGUGUUGCAGAUGGACCAGAUCCCUGCAUGGUGGUGCCAGCAAGGACCCUAGGCGAGCUCCAGGGAGACCUGCCAGGGUCUGAGCAUAGACAGGGUGCUCCUGUCCAGCCUCGCCUAGAUGGGCAGGUUCUUCGACUGCUCUGUAGGGGUCCCCCAGGGCCAAGCAUGGAUAAGUCACUCUGCCCUUUGGACCUGGCAGAAGUUUCAGAGACUCUCCAAGCUGCUGGAGUUCAGGAACCCCUAGUGCUGUUACCCACAUCCAUGCUCCACCUCUGGGGACCUGCUAGGGAACCAGAGAUCCUACUGCCACCUCUGCUGCAGGAGCGUCCCCUACAGGAACUUCAGACCUUUGAAGAGCUGGGCAGCAGCAAGCCCUCACCUGCCCCUGGGGCUUCGGCAUACACUGCCUGGCAUUGUAAUCUGGCAAGGAGCCAUGACACCUCCCACAGCCAGGAGUCCCAACUCAGUUCAAAUGGCCCGUUUCUCACAAAAGGGCCCAAGGAGCAAAGAGGCACAUGGAAGGAGAGAAGCGUGCCUCCAGUUGCAAGUGCAGAGAAAUGGAAGAUGAUGAGACCCUUGGAGGGGAUAAAAUCAGAGCUUGGUGACAAGCGCAUGCUGGUCCCCGAAAGCAAUGAGAAGCUGAUCUUGGACACUGAGGUCCAAGCCCUAGGGGACAUGCAGGAAGCAAGCAAGGCUGCAGAUGCCCAGGUUGUGGCCCCCUUUCCUUGGAUCCAGCCAGAAUGUCUAAUACUGCCUCUGCAUGGUGGGACAACCUCUAGGUCACAGGAGGAUCCUGAUUCCCUGAGCAAGACAGGGAGUGUGGAAGGAUGUGGCUGGGGACUCUUGGAAAAUCUGUCUUCAGAGAAGGAGGAAGAGGCCACUGGGGCUCAUGGGACCCGAGAGCCAAGGAUAAAUGGUAGCCAGCUCCCAGCAGGAGAAAGUAAAGAAGGCUGGAGGAGUGCACAGGGCACGUGGAGCCACCAACUGUGCUUUGGAGACACUCGGCUUCUACAGAAGGAGAGAUCUGGGAACGAAGAACAAGAGCAGGAGAUGCAAGUCCGAGUGACAUCCAACCCAGCUUCUGUGGGAGUCCCUGAGCAGCCUGAGUUCAAGGCCCAUGUGGGUCCUGAACAGUGCCUACUAAUGGAUCAUCAGGAUUCGCUGCCAUUUCCCAAAUGGGCCUCAGCAGGUGCCUCCAGCGACAAUCCUUGCCCCUCCCAGUCUCUGUUCACAGGACCGGACAGGUGUGCCCUUCAGCCAGACACGCUGGAGAGGGAGGUGGAGGCCAGCUGUUUCCAGCAGCUGAACGACUUGAAGCUUGUCUAUGGAGGUCCCCAGCAGAUGUCAGCACUGAGGACAGAGAGCCAGAGUGUCACUCACGUGUGGUGGGAUGUUGAUGAGGGUGCGUGGGCCAGCCAGGAUCUGUAUUCGAGACCCAGCAGGAGUGGCGAAGGGGUGAGGUUGGGAGAGGAAGUGGCCCUGUGUACUGGAGAAGUUCUUUCAGGAGCAGCACUCAGUGGGGAGAAAGCCAACCAGGGUCCUGCAGAGCUGGGUGGGAGCCAGCACCCCGCAACAUGGUGCACCCUAAAGAGGCCGGAAAGCAGGUUCCACCAGCUCCGUGCGAACCUGAAGAAAGAGAGAAGUCAGGUUUUCCUUGAUAACGCCAGGCUUCAGGGAGACCAAGAAGGAUGUGACCACGAAGGAUGCCGUCGUGAGAGAGAGCCCAUGAGAGAAGCAGCAGCAGCGGAAGCACUGAGGCUGGCGCAGGCAAACUACACGUUGCAGGGAGAGCUGGUCCGCCUCAGGCGCGAGCUCGGUCAGUGCCUGCAGGCUGUGUCUGACCUGGAGGACUGCAAUGGGAAGAGUUACUGCAAGAUUUCCCAGCUGGAAGAGGAGAAUGAGAAAUUGAAGGCAGACCUGGGCCAGCUGCACAAAGCCGUGUCUGAGAGUGUCAGGAAAGCCCGGAGCAGGAUGAAUCAUGUCUCUCUGGAAAACAGAGAGCUCAGGGCUCUGAUCUCAGAGCUCGGGGUCAGUUAUAAAGGGCUGAUAAAGGACACAAUGCUAGGGAUAGAAGACAUGGUCUGGGCACUGCAGGGGGAAAAUAAACACCUUGUCGGCAGGGUCCAAGGCCUGGAGCAGGAGGUCCUGCAGAGGAGUAGAGAUCCAGGGGAAGAAAAGUGGUACCCCCAGGGAAAGUCCAAAAUGGUGGGAGACAAGGGACUUACUGAAGACAAAGAGGUCCAGGUGACUAUGUUUUCAAGACACCUGAUCACAAGCGCCUGUGGCUCAUCCUGGGAUGAGAAAUCAUGUGUGACUGGAGGGCAGGUGAGACCUACUUUAUAUUUGGAAGAUUCCAGAUGCAGGGCUGAUGCUAAUACUACCUCAUCAGUCUGUGCAGUCACCACAGAGCCUCAGGAAGCAUACACCAAGGGGGCAGAGGGAGACGGAGCUCGGCUGCAAAAAGAACAGAAGACAUCAUGGUGUUCUGUGCAACAGGGGCAGCCACGGGAGCCCCCGAGCCACAGUGCCCAGCUCCAGAACUCUAAGGCAGCUGCCUCUGAAGAAGACCCUAAACUGUGCCUACAGCGGCUCCAUCACCAGGUGCGGACCCUACAGUGCCAGCUCAGGGACCAGGGCUGGGCACUGAGGGAGUUGCAGGCGGCUCGGGAUGAGGCAGUGGGCCUCCAGGAUAAGCUCAAAGGCAAGCUUGAGGAGCUCUGGGAACAGCAGCAAGAAGCACGCCUGGCCACUAGUCCCCUGAAGGCCAAGCUGGCUUCCCUGGUCCACAAGUGCCAGGAGAGGAACCGCCUGAUUGAGCACCUACUGCAGGAGCUGCCGAGACACGGGCCCAAGAACCACCUGCUCUCCGAGCUGGUGCAGAACGUGCUUGACGACGAGGCACUGGCUGAAUAUACCACCACCUUCCUGACCCCAGGAGCCCCGGAGACAGCCUACCACCUGGAUGUGAGCUCCAAGGGGACAGCAGCUGGAGGAGGAGCUCAGGAGUAUCUGCUUAAUUCGGAAACAGACAGUGUCCUUCAAAACCUGUGGGGUGUGGAGUCCUGGUCCCUUCCAAGCCCUGAGUGGACAUUGCAGACGGCUUCUCCUGGUUCCCCGAGGGUUGCCCUGGCCAGCACCUUCCCCUUCCAGGGCUGA